This is a messenger RNA of Paramecium octaurelia, 559 nucleotides long. Lineage: Eukaryota; Ciliophora; Oligohymenophorea; Peniculida; Parameciidae. The record is from the annotation of a GenBank genome assembly.
AAAACAAAUGAAGAGAUUAUUGAGGAAUGCUCAAAUUUUAUCAAAAUAAUCGCGAUAUUACCAUCAUGAUCCAGCCAGUAGAGCCUUAGUAGGUAAGGAUUCAAUUUUAUGUAAUUCAGGGUCACCCUAAGAGAUUGCUCCUCCUGUGCACUUCAAAUUAUAUUAUCUCCCAGACAAUGUUGCCAAAACUGGGUAGGGUAUGGGACAUCCUCACUAUAGUGCCUAUUAAAUGGAAGGAAUCACCACAUAUGAUAAUUGGGAAUACAAGUAGAUUGUUAAAGUAAUCUAGAUAUUAUGGCUAAUGGUGGCAUAUUGGAUCUAUUUUCUGGAAUUCUUUAAUGCUAUUCUACCCCUUAUUAUUGUGGUUUGUUAUCGAGUAGAGUGAGGUAAUUAGAAAUGAUCUAUCAAGCUUAGCAAGAAGCACUUUUGGUGAAGGAUGACAUCUUUAAGAAAUAUUUCAACGAAGCAGGAGGAUUCUAUUAAUACACAUUCAUCGGCCCAGAAACCACUUUAAAUUAUUGAAGCAUUCAUUGAAAAAUAUAAAAAUAUAUUAAAUAUU